AUGCACACUGAGCAGCUUACUUGCAGGAGUGCCCCGGUGGUCCAGUCUGACCCCCAGAAAGGCCUUCAAGAACAUCUACAAGAAGGUUGUGGGAAACCUUCAGCCAGGUGUGGUGGCGCAGGAGCACCCUUCUGGGAGAAGGGAGGGGCUCCUUCAGUCGGGAACCGAGAAAGCGCCAGCGGCAGCGGAGUCUGUUCCCGCCGUCCUCCCGCGGUGCGCCUCCACACUCGUGGGGGCCUGCGAUGGGGUGUAGACGGCUCGGGGAGCCUCGCGGCGGCGGCGGCGACGUCCCGGGCUCUCGGGGCGGACGGGCGGCUGCGGCUCCGUGCAGACGCAGCACCUCGAGCCCGCCGUCUCCCGGCGACCGCGGUGCGCGCCGACUCCGCCGUCCGGGUCCGGGCGACUGCGCAGCGCGAGCACCCCCGCGGCCCCUCCCCUGGGCGCGCGCGCGACCUGGGCGCCAUGGCGGCGGCGGCGGCGGCGGCGGCCGUGCAGCGGCCUGAGGCCGAGGCGGCCGAGGAGGCCGCAGCUCCGCAGUGGCCGCUGCCCCCGGAGCAUCGUCCUCCCGGGCCGGCGACCCGACCGGGCGAUGGUGAGGAGGCACCGGUGCGGCCACUGUGCAAGCCACGGGGCAUCUGUUCCCGCGCCUACUUCUUGGUGCUGAUGGUGUUCGUGCACCUGUACCUGGGCAACGUGCUGGCGCUGCUGCUCUUCGUACACUACAGCAAUGGGGACGAGGGCACAGACCCCGGACCCCAGCACCGCGAGCAGAGCCCCCCGUCAGCGCCAACCUUGGCUCCCCUCACCCGGCUGGAGGGCAUCAAGGUGGGCUAUGAGCGGAAAGUCCAGCUGGUCGCGGGCAGGGACCACUUCAUCCGAACCCUCAGCCUCAAGCCGUUGCUCUUUGAAAUCCCCGGCUUCCUGAGCGACGAGGAGUGUCGGCUUAUCAUCCACCUGGCGCAGAUGAAAGGGUUACAACGAAGCCAGAUCCUGCCCACCGAAGAGUACGAGGAGGCAAUGAGCACCAUGCAAGUCAGCCAACUGGACCUCUUCCAGCUACUGGACCAGAACCAUGACGGUCGCCUGCAGCUUCGAGAGGUGCUGGCCCAGACCCGCCUGGGAAAUGGACGGUGGAUGACCCCAGAGAACAUUCAGGAGAUGUACUCUGCGAUCAAGGCAGACCCCGACGGUGAUGGAGUGCUGAGCCUGCAGGAGUUUUCCAACAUGGACCUUCGAGACUUCCACAAAUACAUGAGGAGCCAGAAGGCGGAAUCCAGUGAGCUGGUGAGGAACAGCCACCACACGUGGCUCCACCAGGGUGAGGGCGCUCAUCAUGUGAUGCGGGCCAUCCGCCAGAGGGUGCUGCGUCUCACCCGCCUCUCCCCGGAGAUUGUGGAGCUCAGUGAGCCACUGCAGGUUGUGCGAUACGGCGAGGGAGGCCACUACCACGCCCACGUGGACAGCGGACCUGUGUACCCAGAGACCAUCUGCUCCCAUACCAAGCUGGUAGCCAAUGAGUCUGUACCCUUCGAGACCUCCUGCCGCUACAUGACAGUGCUGUUUUAUUUGAACAACGUCACCGGUGGGGGCGAGACCGUCUUCCCUGUCGCAGACAACAGGACCUACGAUGAAAUGAGCCUGAUCCAGGAUGAUGUCGACCUCCGCGACACUCGAAGGCACUGUGACAAGGGGAACCUCCGGGUCAAGCCGCAGCAAGGAACAGCAGUCUUUUGGUACAACUACCUGCCGGAUGGGCAAGGCUGGGUGGGUGAGGUGGACGACUACUCGUUGCACGGGGGCUGCCUGGUCACCAGAGGCACCAAGUGGAUCGCCAACAACUGGAUCAACGUGGACCCCAGCCGGGCCCGGCAAGCCUUGUUCCAGCAGGAGAUGGCUCGUCUGGCCCGGGAAGGGGGCGCCGACUCGCAGCCCGAGUGGGCCAUGGACCGGGCCUACAGCGACGCCCGCGUGGAGCUCUGACGCGAGGCCCCGAUGCGAGCGAGUCCGCCGACGUCCAGGACCGGGCGGGUUCUCCGUGGUGCAGCAGCCUGAGCUCCGGCCGACCUCCUGCCCUCCCCGCCCCCGCCUGCAGGCGCGAUGACAGGCGCAGCUCCUGCACUGGCGUUAUUUAUUGGUGUACAGCCUCCACGCUGCUCCGUCAAAUAAAAGCGCAGGCUUCGA
Messenger RNA from Psammomys obesus (fat sand rat), 2181 nucleotides. RefSeq names its product prolyl 4-hydroxylase, transmembrane (gene P4htm). Gene Ontology annotation, cellular component: endoplasmic reticulum. Bases 1 to 1980 code for a protein of 659 amino acids. Lineage: Eukaryota; Metazoa; Chordata; Mammalia; Rodentia; Muridae. Gene Ontology annotation, molecular function: calcium ion binding; L-ascorbic acid binding; procollagen-proline 4-dioxygenase activity. The record is from RefSeq and is a predicted model, not a curated record. The transcript is spliced from 10 exons. Gene Ontology annotation, biological process: peptidyl-proline hydroxylation to 4-hydroxy-L-proline.